Messenger RNA from Rotaria sp. Silwood2, 483 nucleotides. The record is from the annotation of a GenBank genome assembly. Lineage: Eukaryota; Metazoa; Rotifera; Eurotatoria; Philodinida; Philodinidae.
AUGUAUUGUGAACAAAAUAAUCGAUUAAUAAUCUAUCCUGAUUAUCAUCUUCAUCAAACUUAUCCUAUUGAAUAUCAAAAACAAGAAAUCAAUAAACAUAUUCAGAUUUUACAACAAUGGCUCGACAAUAAUAUCGAAAAAGAUUCAACUGAUGAUGAAACAGAUAUCUAUUUUGAUUGUAUCGGCCAACAAGAAUUCGAUAACAAUGUUGAUAGUCAAUACUCAGGAAUCAAUUGUCAAGAUUAUGUAUACGAUGAUAAUCUUAUUCAGAUACCUACUACCAAUUAUUCAUGGAUAUCGGAAAUUUGGUUAUCAAUACAUCGAAAAACUGGUCUAUUACGUCGUUUUCUUAAUUGUAUUAAUCAAUCUAGAAAACGAUCAUUAACAAAUGUAGUUGAAGAAUUCGUUCGUAUACACGGUGGCUCCUUUAAUCAUCCAAUUGGUUCUCGUGUAAGUCUAAUUAUCAUUAAAAAGAAUCUUUGA